Camelina sativa (false flax) is the source of this 3145-nucleotide messenger RNA. Lineage: Eukaryota; Viridiplantae; Streptophyta; Magnoliopsida; Brassicales; Brassicaceae. The record is from RefSeq and is a predicted model, not a curated record.
UUCUCUUCCAGCUAAAAUAAUCUCAGGAUUUUAAACAAAUCUACACAUCUUUUGGCUUUAGAGUUGUUUCUGCCUUUCUGGGGUUUGAUGUCAUUGUUAAUUUGUUAUGAAGCGGUUUAAUUCCGAGUGCUCAAGUGUGGUUAGAGAUAUGGAUUCUGCUAGGGUUUUUGGUGAUAGUUUUGUGUCUUUUACUGAUAAUGAUGGUUCGAGUAAAACUUUGAAAGCGAUUGAUCAGUCCGAACCUUUCCUUAUGGAGCUUGAUUCGCUUGCUACAGACAGUAGAAGUGAUGAUGGUGAUGGAAAUGAGAAGAAGAAGAAGAAGAAGAAGAACACAGGGAUGGCUUCGAAGGAGGGAACAAGAGUUCGGGACUACAAUUCUUUCUUGUCUGAGUUCGAUGAUUACGUUGCAAGCGAGAGAAUGGGUACUAAAGUUUCUAAGGCGUUGAGCAAUGGCUUUGAAGUGGGAGAUAUGGUAUGGGGAAAGGUAAAGUCACAUCCUUGGUGGCCAGGUCAAAUAUUCAAUGAAGCUUUUGCGUCUCCCUCUGUUCGUCGUAUGAAGGAGAUGGGUUACGUUCUGGUUGCUUUCUUUGGAGAUUCUAGUUAUGGUUGGUUCGAUCCUUCUCACCUUAUUCCUUUUGAACCUCAUGUCUCAGAGAAAUCACAGCAAACUGAUUCGAUUCACUUUGCAAAAGCUGUUGAGGAAGCUAUGGAUGAAGUAGGUAGAAGGUCAGCUCUUGGUUUGACUUGUAGAUGUCGGAACCCUUCUAACUUUAGUCCUACUAGUUUAAAAGGUUACUUUGCUGUUGAUGUGCCUGAUUACGAGCUUCGAGCUGUUUACUCUUCUAAGCAGAUUCAGAAAGCUAGAGAUAGUUUUUCAUCUGUUCAAACUCUAGCUUUUGUGAAGGGAUGUGCAUUAGCACCUCAAGAGUGUGAUGAUUCAGAAGACAGCAUAAAGUCUUUCCAGAAGAGAGUAGCGGUUUAUGCUUUCCGCAGGGCAGUGUUUGAGGAAUUUGAUGAAACUUAUGAGCAGGCCUUCAGGGCAAGAUCUUCAGUGACGACACAUGAACCACUUAAUAGAGCAUCCCCUCGAGCUCCCUUGAGUGGCUCACUGGUCAGUGCAGUAACUCUGAGCAACUCAAAGAUCUCUACACAAGCUAUGAAAGUAAAGGAUUCUACUAAACAAGAAAAAUAUCAUCCCAAAAGAAGAGAGGAAGCUUGUGAUAUGACUGUUGAAUUUGGCCAGGUCCAAGCAUCUUUUCAGUUUCAGAGCAUCGACGGAUCUUCAGCUGUGGAUCAUAUGCUGCAGAGAAGGACUCCACAUCUCCAAACGCCCAGGAAACAUGAGCAUACCGGAAUUGUCAGCGUGAACUUUACCUCUUCAAGUGGUGAUAUUCCUAUAAAGAAAUCCUCUGUUUCAAAGCUCUCACAUGAUGAUGACAAGGGUCUAUCUCAAGAAUCAAAGGUGAGAAUGGGAGAAGAAGCUGCUCUAUUUCCAGACCAUGAGAGAUUUAAAGCAAUGACCAGCCUUAAACAAGAUGAGACUGGCACAAAUUUUAGAUCUAACGAAGGCGAAGGCUCUGUCCAGCCGUUUAUUGAGGGGAAAUGUUCUGCAGGAGUUGGGAUAAAGAAAGACAAUGACCUGAAACGGUUUUCUGAAGAAAUGAAUUCUGAGAAUGUUCCUCCAAAGCCGAAGAAGAAGAAAAUGAAGAAAGAGUCUGGGUCAGAGCUGAACCAUAAGAGUCCAAAUAAGAGGAAAGCUUUGUCUUCUGGGGAAGCUUGGGUAAAGAAAUCAUCUCAAUUAGAUUCAUCAAAGAGACACCCCAAUAUGUUGAUUAUGAGAAACUCUAAACUUGAUAGCCUGCAGCUGUUGAGUAAUUUGCAAGCUCUCUCGCUUGACCCUUUCUUUAGAUCCUCGGAUAGAAGCUCUACUAGAGUUGUAAGACAGUUCUUUUUGCGUUUCCGAUCGUUUGUUUGCCAGAAAAGCUUGGCCGCAUCUCCUUCCACGACAAACCCGUCAAAAUGUGCAAAGACUUUGAGCAGAACCAAUGAAACAUCAAACUCCGGGAGAAAACGUCUCCCCUCUGCCCAGCAACAAGAUGUCCCAUCAACUAAGAAGCUAAAGAAUACCAAUCAGUUCAAACCAAUGGCUUCUGACAAGAAAACCAACCAAGAAGCAACGAAGAGACCAAGUCUUGCACCUUUUAAUCUAGUGAGAGACCGAGGUGGUCCAGUCCCCAUCAAUGCCAAACCGGCUAUAGGUCAACCAGAAAAGAUGGCUCCAUCUGCAAGGGUCUUUGAGCCAACAAUGCUGGUCAUGAUGUUUCCUCCUGGUACAUCUCUCCCUUCCACCGCUCUGCUUAAGGCGAGGUUUGGACGCUUUGGACAGUUGGAUCAAUCAGCUAUCAGAGUUUCCUGGAAAUCCUCGACUUGCCGUGUUGUCUUCCUGUAUAAACUUGAUGCGCAGACUGCCUUAAGAUAUGCAUCAGGAAGCAACUCUAUCUUUGGCAACGUGAAUGUGACAUACUUUCUCCGCGACAUGAAUGCUUCCUCUGCAUCCGGAGAUCAUGAACUGAAGAAAGCCAAGACAGACGAACCAAUGACUGAACCAUUGAACGAGCGGCUAGAGCAAACACCGCCAGUUAGCCAACCAAACAUCCAGCUCAAGUCCUGUUUGAAAAAACCAUGCAAGAACGGUGAUGGUAACCACAGAACAGCACGAGUGAGAUUCAUGUUGGGUGGGAAAGAAACAGAGACACCAUUUUUAGUUUCGGGUAGAAACAAUGGAAAUCACGCUUCUUCUUCUUCAUCAUCAUCAUCUGUUGCUAUGGAAUAUGUUAGUCACAACACGGUUCCGUUAACAUUGCCUCCGAUUCUUCCUCCCUCUUGGCAAAACUCAAAACCGAAGCCUGCUGCUAAUAAUGAAGUGGAUCACGUCGAGCCACCACUAAACCCGUCGCAGUAUACGGUGGACAUCUCCCAGCAGAUGAUAAAGCUGUUAACAAGGUGUAACGAUGUUGUGGCUAACGUCACGGGUUUGUUGGGUUACGUCCCUUAUCAUUCCUUAUGAAAUUGUACAUAUAACUAGAUUCUACAGUAUUUUUAUAUUACAGUAGGUAGUAUGGUUACUUGUACUCUCUCUCUCUCU